Molecule: messenger RNA, 1477 nt
Organism: Alternaria alternata
Lineage: Eukaryota; Fungi; Ascomycota; Dothideomycetes; Pleosporales; Pleosporaceae
Exons: 1
Coding region: 368-1477 (369 amino acids)
Source: RefSeq, a predicted model, not a curated record
CAAGAAUUCAGAGUCAGCACGAGGCAUGUGAGCUUCAAAUUGAUACAGAUACUGCGCCCACUCUUAGUGCAUCAUCCGGUUUGUCCGAACCGUUCUUGCUAACGACUUCUUUGUUACGGAGUACGUCACCUCCUUACUCAACAAGAAACAGAUCCAGCUAGAACAAUCUGCGAUGUCAAACUAUCGCUUGAAAUGUAGUACCGAUGUUUGCCUCAACACAAAGGAGGGAGCGAUAGUGGAAAGUUAGUCAGAGUAUAAAGAUGAACCGUAGGUCGGCUCGGUAGGUUGUGUCUCUUAAUCACGAUUACACACUUAAGAUAAGUAUCACAACUGAUCGAAGAAAGACGUGAGUAGCCAAUUCGAAGAUAUGAGUGACAAAUCAGGAAGUGGAAGAGACCGAAACAGUGAGAUGCCUGCAGAAAAGAAGGGGAAAGCCGAGAGAGAAGCGAUCUUGAAGGCCAAACUCGCAGAGACCUUGCGACUUGCUCGAAGGCUAUUGAACGAACUCAGUAACGAUGACGAUGCACCAGAACCGGCGGAGAUCUUAGAAACCACAGGUAGCGAUCUGAUCGGCCAAGAGGAUGAGGAAGAUGAUCUAGUUAAGCAGAGUACAACGGGUGAAUCAGAGUUGUCUAGGAACAAGGGAAAUAGUGGCAAAGCGAAUAUGGGCGAGCCAACCAAUACCACUUCACAUGCGCAUCACGAGAAACAAAACCUGGAGGUUCCAUCUGAUCUCACAGUUACAGAAGCGACUUUGACUGAGAAAGUUGGCGUAGCUUUCGACAAAAAAUAUCGAUGUAUCGCACGCAGGAAAAAGUCGAACAAGAGUAACGUGGAGAUGUUAGUCCUGGCUGAUGAACUUCAAUGGCUUAGGAGAACUGUUGUUCGGCCCGACCUCCCGGAGGCUUUCGAAGAUUAUAAAAGAGCUAAAGAAGCAGGAGAAUUUAGGAAAGUAGCGAUACCGAGGUGGCACGAGGUCCAGGUACUCGAGAGCGUCAGUUUGGAUACUGACGUGAACUCUGGGGAGGAUGACGGCAGUGAUGAUGGCACUCCCGGAGACGAAAAGGAUGAACCCGUACUACUAGACAGCGGAGAUGACACGCAGGCUGGAGUAGAUGAGCAAAAUAGCUUAGUAGCAGAUGCAGAAACUCAGACAGAGCCUGAUCAGGCUGCACUAGACGACGCUGAAUCUAGUAGCAGCGCAGAGUCUCAAAGCUCUGAACAGCAACGUGUCUCGAAAAAGGGCGUAGCAGCUACGGAAGAAAAGAAUAGAAAGAUUCUUAGAAAGAAUGUUCAGGGAGAGGCAGCAGAGAGAACAUCAAAGUCUCAAAAGGACAACAAGAGAGGCUCCGCCGCGCCGGCCAGUAUGCAACCACCAGCGAAGAAGCCAAAGUCUGCGAAGACCGCAAAACAUGCUGAAAAUUCGGGUGAGGAUGACAUCGAGGGUAUAGUCGAUGCGGACCCAGAACAGACAUAG